Messenger RNA from Ruditapes philippinarum (Manila clam), 498 nucleotides. RefSeq lists its product as uncharacterized. Bases 1 to 498 code for a protein of 165 amino acids. The record is from RefSeq and is a predicted model, not a curated record. NCBI's taxonomy places the organism in Eukaryota, Metazoa, Mollusca, Bivalvia, Venerida, Veneridae. The transcript is spliced from 7 exons.
AUGACAGAGGCAUGCUCUGUCACAACUCAUCCCCGUUCACAUAUACCUGGUGCAUAUGAACUCGGAUGCAAAUUCAAGAGAGCGCAAUGUCAAGUAUACGUAAAUUUGACUGGUGAGCAGAAAGACAAAAACGUGAAAUGUUGUGACACAACCCUCUGUAAUCCUAGUCCAUACAACAGAAAAAUCAAUAAAACCGUAAUAGAGCAUGAUUUCAAAUGUCCAGAAGGAAUAAUACGACCAACAACAAAACCUCCAUUGCCACCGCCUUCUACAAGAUCAUGUUGUGUUCAAGCUGUUCCUGCUCCAACAACAAUGACAACAACGACACUACAGGCUACCACCAAAACGUCCAACCCCAUACCGACAACUAAUACUAUGCGCUCUAUUUGCCCAUCUCACUUGACACAACGAGUACCGACACAGUAUAUUCACGUGUAUGGAGACAAAUGUUAUGAGUUCGUUCCAUACGCCGGUAGCUGGAUGAACAGACUGUCAUAG